This is a messenger RNA of Quercus lobata, 1874 nucleotides long. Its product is annotated as BSD domain-containing protein. Gene Ontology annotation, cellular component: cytoplasm. Bases 229 to 1674 code for a protein of 481 amino acids. The record is from RefSeq and is a predicted model, not a curated record. Lineage: Eukaryota; Viridiplantae; Streptophyta; Magnoliopsida; Fagales; Fagaceae. The transcript has a single exon.
CUUACCAGUGGGUUGGCACAACGCACCCCUGUGCAUUAUAGCAAAAUCCACUUCCAGAGGCAACAACCUCUUUAGUCGUCCUCCACCUGUAAAUGUAAUUCACAAAAAUAAAAGCUUAACACAAGCAAGCAAACAAACGCUGUUUUAUCUAUCUUUCUUCUCCUAAUUUUUCAUUCACAUAGACAUACACAUAGACAUAGUGAUAUCUGAUAUCUCUCUAUCUCUCGCAUGGAUUUCUUCAAAGCCGUAUUCGCCGACGAUCCACCGGACCCUCCACGACCCGAUUCACCAGAACCCGUAAACCAAACCGACCCAGAUCCCAAUCCUCCUCCAAAUCCUAAUUCUCCGACUAUUGGCGGCAGUGGUGGGUGGAGCUUUGGGGGUCUGAUCAAAACCCUAACCACCAAAUCCGAGUCUGUCAUCGAGACCUACCGUCGUGACCUCAAGGAAUUCGGGUCGGGUCUGAAGAAGGAGAUCGAGGUGGCACAUGGGUCAUUGGAGAAUGUCACCCACGUUAUCGACGAGAUUGGUACCUCUGUGAUCAAAGGGACGGCCCAGAUCAUCUCCCAAGGUAAGGACGCAAUCCUAGCCGAUGAUCUUGAAUCUGAUUCUGAUAACAACAAUAGUUCUAGUAGCAAACAAUUGGGGUUGAAUUCGAAGCCUUACAGUAGGUUUGAGUCUCAGGUUCGUGUAAUUCAGGGUGAGGAUAGCACGUACUGUGAGGAUCCUGAGGAUUUGGGUGAUUUUAAUAAGUGGAAAUUAGGGUUUGAUUUGGGGGAAAAGAGUGAGGAAGUUGAGGUUCUGAUGGAAGAAAAUGGGGUUGUGGAGAGUGUGUACAAAAGGGUUGUUCCCAAUACUGUGGAUCAUGACACAUUUUGGUGUAGGUAUUUUUAUAGGGUUUAUAAGGUCAAGCAAGCUGAGGAUGUUAGGGCUAAUCUUGUGAAGCGCGCGAUUUCAAGGGAGGAGGAGGAUUUGAGUUGGGAUGUCGAUGAUGAUGAUGAUGAUGAUGAGAAGGAGGACGGGGUGGAGGAGAAUAAUGUGGUGGCAAAGAUGGAGGUAAUGAAGAAUAUUGAAGUGGGUAGUGAGGACAAGGAGUCGGGGGUUGAAGUGGUGAAAAAGAGUUCCAAUGUGGAGGAAAUGGAAAUUGUUGGUGAAGAGGGUAAUGAUGUAGUCGUGAAAGGGGAGGAGAGGAGGGAAUUGAGUGGUAAAGGUGAUGAGAAAAGUGUGAAGGAGAAGGAGGAUGCUGUUGAGGAAUUUCAAGGUGAGGAAGGCGAGAAGAGUUCUGAUUUGGAGGAGGGAAGGAAGGGGAGUGUUGGGGAAUCAAGUGGUGAUAAGGAGUCUGAUGAGAAAAUGCGUUUGGGAGGGGAUUCUGAGGUGAAUAAGAAUGAUUUGGUAUUGAAAUCUGAUGAGAAGGUGGUUUCAGACGGAAAGGCUGACUCAGGUGAGUCUUGUAAAGAUAGUGACUUUUCUGUGGUUUCAACUCAACCCUCAAUGCCCGAGGAAGAUGACCUUGGGUGGGAUGAGAUUGAGGAUCUUAGCAGCAUUGAUGAGAAGAAAGCAACUCAUGGUGGAAGCCCCAACAGAGCUGAUGUGCGGAAGCGGCUGAGUGCCACAGAAGAAGAGGAGGACUUGAGUUGGGAUAUUGAAGAUGAUGACGAGCAUGCUAAAGCUUAAUUACAGCUUACACGUUUAUGUUUUUCAUUCUUAUAAAUAUAUCUCAUUUCCCAUUCUGUUAUAUUUUCCUCCAUUUUUUUUGGGUUCUCUUCUUUAGUCAGUUUAAACUUCAAAAUGAAACUGUGAUUGUGUAUCUCUUAAUGUAUGGAGUUGAAGCAACAAUGUCCAUAAUAAUAUUCCUCUUCAUUUGAUUGUAUCUA